GAAAAUGGCCAUUCUUACGUUCUCUAAAUACACUUAUAAGAACUAGUCCUUCAAUUAAACCUUCUUUUAAAGCAAGAAAAUUUUCUUUAGCUGGUGACAAGAAAGCAACUUUAAAUCUUCAAGGAGAGCCUCAAAAGUUUCCUGAAGAAG
Messenger RNA from Entrophospora candida, 150 nucleotides. The record is from the annotation of a GenBank genome assembly. Lineage: Eukaryota; Fungi; Glomeromycota; Glomeromycetes; Entrophosporales; Entrophosporaceae.